UGAGCAGGCUGGAGAGAGCCAGUUCUUAAGUUACAGGGAGGACGCCGGACAGCGGCUGUGGAGUAGUCUAGCUGGGUGCAUUUCGGUCCUCUCCUCCCUGGCUGGGCCCGAGACUCCCCCAGGGCCAGCGGGGACUGGCGGGACAGCGGGGACGGGGGCUGUAGCAUGGGACAGGCCAUCCGCCUGGAGACCGCGUCCGAGGACCCUGCUCCACACACCGAUGAUGAAGUCGACCACCAGCACAGCACGACGGGGAGCGAGGGGGGCAUCUCGGGGGACAGCACCCCGCCCACCAAGCGCAAGGGCAAGUUCUCCAGCUUCGGCAAGAUCUUCAAGCCCUGGAAGUGGAGAAAGAAGAAGAGCAGCGAGAAGUUUAAGGAAACUUCAGAAGUUCUGGAAAGAAAGAUGUCGAUGAGGAGGUCUCGGCAGGAGCUGAUCGAGAAGGGAGUGCUGAAGGAGGUUCCAGACAACGAGGGAGACGACUCGCACGGCUCCAAGCUGCCCUACGUGAAGAACGGCCACACGGUUCCCGUCAGCGCCGGCGGCGGCCGGGGGCCGGACCAGGGGCGGGACCAGGGGCGGCCCCCCUCAGACUCGGACUUCAGGGCCAACCCCUCCUGGCUGCCGCAGGGCGAGGACAGGCGGCUGCGCGUCCCCUCGGACGGGGACCGCAGGGGGGGCCCGGGUCCCCGGGGCCCCGUGCAGGAGGAGGGGCGGGAGGGCAGGCGCGGCCGGCCCCUGGCGGAGGCCGAGAAGAAGCCCGGCCUGCAGUGGCAGGGGGAUGAGGGCCGCCGAGGGGGGAGACCCCACCCCCACCCCGAUGCCGACAAGAAGCCCGUCCUGCAGAAGGCCCCUUCGGAGGACGGGCGGCGGACGCGCCCCCCCUCGGACGCUGAGCGGAAGACCCUCCCCCGUCACUCCUCGGCCGAAGAGGGCAGGGCACGCCGAGAGUCUAACGGAAGUGAAGCGCCGCGGGACACUCUGAGAGAGCCCCUGCCCCCGAAACAGGCCAUCCUGCCCCCCAAGUGGCUGGUGAGCUCCACCCCGGAGCCGGGCAGUGAGGGGGCGCCCCGAAACACGCCCACCUCCGCGCCCUCCUACUCCUCCUCCUCCUCCUCGGGCUCGUCGUCCUCCUCCACGUCCUCGGCCGCAGUCGCCACCGCCAAGCCCGCCCGGACCGUUCCCUCCGCCGCCGCCGCCAACCCCCCAGCCACGAGCGGCGGGCCCCUCCCCAUCGCCCCCUCUUCGUCCUCCUCUUCCUCCUCGGCCACGCCCGCCGUCCCCCAGCAGACCAAGCAGCCGCCCAUCCCGCCGCCCAAACCCAUCAACCGCAACAGCAACCCAGCACUGCUAGGUUCCUCGGCGCUGGUGGGAGCCACGGACGCUCAGAGCCAGAGCGCCGAGGGCUCCCGGGUCGACCCGUUCGCGCCGGCGCCGGCGCUGCACAGGGGCGAUAACAUGCACCUGCCCCUCUACUGGUCCUGCUGGAAGCGCGAGGGCGAGUAUGACGUCUACCUGUCCCUGCCGGUCUACCUGUGCCGACGGGCCGGAGCCCCCCGCCCAGCGGAGCUGUCCCAGGCGGCCGGAGGGGUGAACCUCGUCCCAGCCAAGCCCUCCCCUCCCAUGCCCCCGAAGCGGACCACCCCUGUCACCAAGCGCAAUUCGGACGACCCCUCCUCGGCCGGCCUGCCUGUCCCCGUGCCCCUCCCCAUCCCGGCCACGCUGUCCGAGGAAGACUGCAGCAUUGGGGGGUUCCAGCUGCCCCCGCCCCCACCCUCCCCUCCGCUGCCCACCCACGUGCCCCCGUCCCCACCCCGCUCCCACCCCCACCCCCACCCCCACCACCUCCCCCACCAGCACUCCUACCCCCACCCCCUCCCGCAGCCCAUCCCCGCCCACUUCGACCCCCCCAGCCCCACCUCGGAGCCGCCCCGUCAGCCGCCCGCCAUUCCGCUGCACAUCAUGAUCCAGAGGGCCCUGACCAGCCCCGGGCCGGCCGUGCCGAACCCCGACGGCUCCCAGCGCGCCCACUCCCUGCUGUUCGAGACCCCGCCGGAGUACCAGGGCGACCGCGCCCGCUCACUGCCUGUCACCAUCCAGCCCCUCAAGCUGGCUGAGGAUGACUACUCGGAGGAGGAGGACGAGGAGGAGCCCCCCCCGGAGCACCUCCCUCCCCCCCAGCCGGAGCUGGAGCCCAGGAGCCGGAGGUGCCUGGUGGGUGACCUGAGCGUCAGCAUCAUCCCGGAGGUGGGGGGUCCCGAGAGCAGCGAGGAAGAGGAGGAGGAGGAGGAGGAGGAGGAAGAGGAGGACGAGGAGGAGGAGGAAGUGCCACAGGACGAGGACAGCGACUCUGAUGGGCCGGUCCUUUACAAAGACGACGACUCUGAUGAAGAUGAAGACGAAGAUUGCCCUCCCAGUGGGCUGGCCAGCAGGGUGCAGAGGAAGGACACCCUCGCCCUGAAGCUGAGCAGCCGGCCCUCGGCCCCGGACCGGCAGGCACGGGAUGAAGCGGCGUUGUCCUGGCAGAGCAGGGAGCAGUGGGAGGCCGUCCGCACACAGAUCGGCACCGCGCUCACCAGGCGACUGAGCCAGAGGCCCACUGCAGAAGAACUGGAGCAGAGAAACAUCUUACAACCCAAGAAUGAGGCGGACAGGCAGGCAGAAGUGAGGGAGAUCAAACGCAGGCUCACCAGGAAGCUGAGCCAGAGGCCCACCGUGGCGGAGCUGCAGGCCCGGAAGAUUCUCCGCUUCCACGAGUACGUGGAGGUGACCAAUGCCCAGGACUACGACCGGCGCGCCGACAAGCCGUGGACCAAGCUGACGCCCGCCGACAAAGCUGCCAUUCGCAAGGAGCUCAACGAGUUCAAGAGCUCCGAGAUGGAGGUCCACGAGGACAGCCGAAUCUACACAAGGUUCCAUCGCCCUUAGUGUUCCCCUUGACUGGGAACAGAAGCACUUAAAGACGGUUGAAGGAAAACCAAACAUUUGCGAUUCUGACGUGGCGUUGCGGGGACUUGGUGCUCCCAUGAAGGACUGCCUUGUCGAUUUUUUUCUUCUGAAUGUACAGUAGCAACCAUCAGGAAACCCUGGAACCAGACAAUGAAGACCACUCCCUCAUCAAGUAUUUUACAACUGCUAAUGACCACGAUGGCCACGCCAGUCAGGUUUGAAGGAUGAAUGCAGUAUUUCUCCCAGGACUUUUUUUAGGGAGAACCCUGUGCCAAGACAGAGCCGAGAUGGGGGGAGGCUCCCAGGCUGCAUCCUACUGCUCAGCCACCAGGGGGCGCCGUGGCUUUGCUCAGGGACUCCAGCCCCUUUUGCGGCCUGUGUCCCCUCUCUCUCCCCCUCUCUGGGGAACGUUCGGAUGGCCUUUUUUUCUGCUUUUAUUUUGUACCGAACAUUUGAUUCUCUUUUAUCCUUGAUCAGGAAACGUAAUAACUAACGACAAUAGGUAUAAUAACGUUGGCGACAAUAAUAGCAAUCGCUGUAAUAAUAACUGUAAUAAACUGAAUAAGGUGGAGAGACAGCGAGGAGAGGAAGAUCAUGACAUAUCGUGAAGAGAGGAGGAGGAGGAGGAGGUGCUCUGGGAAAAAUUGUGUAUUUGUGUAAGUGUGUGUAUAGAUUGCUGUAAUUUGCAUAGCCUAAUAACCUGGAACGUUGUAAUAUUGAAAACUUCUUUAAUGCACAAGGUUUAAUUUUUUUUUUUUUUGUAUGAUUUUUAAUUUUGGAUCACAUCUGAAAUGACGGCUUUGGUUGGGAGGUAUUCUAGAAUGACAGAUUCGGUGACCACCGGAGUGUAGACUGAAAGGAGGAAGGGAGGUCUGUUUCGGAGUGCUCUCCUCGGCUGUCUGCCAUACCAGUUCAUGUCCAGUCUUAACAUAGAAUGUAGCCUUUGUGCAUCACCUGCCCAGUGGUGUUAAACUCAGUGUGUAAGCCGGCAGCGUUACUAAAUGCAAUCAGAUAUGCCCAUUAAGUGCUUUCAACUGUGAAUUUUGUGUUCUUGCUCUUUUUUUUUUAAACAAUAAUUUUACUACAACCCCAUAAACGUUUUCAGAAGUGCUGACUGACAAAGCCUGCUUAAUUGGUGAAGGAGCAAGGCACCUUAUAAUAAAAAAAAACAAAAAAAAAAACAUG
This is a messenger RNA of Megalops cyprinoides (Indo-Pacific tarpon), 4134 nucleotides long. It is a transcript of the gene phactr4b, whose product is annotated as phosphatase and actin regulator 4b. Gene Ontology annotation, molecular function: actin binding. The record is from RefSeq and is a predicted model, not a curated record. The transcript is spliced from 14 exons. The coding region runs from base 166 to 2928 and encodes 920 amino acids. Gene Ontology annotation, biological process: neural crest cell migration; actin cytoskeleton organization. Lineage: Eukaryota; Metazoa; Chordata; Actinopteri; Elopiformes; Megalopidae.